Messenger RNA from Gordionus sp. m RMFG-2023, 853 nucleotides. RefSeq lists its product as uncharacterized. Lineage: Eukaryota; Metazoa; Nematomorpha; Gordioida; Chordodea; Parachordodidae. The transcript is spliced from 9 exons. The record is from RefSeq and is a predicted model, not a curated record. The coding region runs from base 24 to 839 and encodes 271 amino acids.
ACAGACAACACAAGAGCCUUCUUAUGAAAACUAAUAUGUUUAACGAUUUGAUGCUGAAAAUCUGGUUAGCCAUCCACUCAUUGUUAUUGGUGAAAAAGGCAACGAUGGAUAUUCAAGUGACUGAGACAUGCCCCUUUUCCGUAUACCCGGUUUUCAAAGUGGAUGUUCGCGGAAGAAUUAUUAAAAGGCAAAUUUCGGACCGUUCCAGCAACAUAAGGAAACGAAGCCUCGAUGACUCCAUAAAGCCACCCAAAAUAAUUUGCGUGAACGAGAGAUUGGUAGCUAUAGUAGAAACCCCCAAAAACAGGCGUUGUAGGGUUAGAUGCAACGAUUGUACAUUUGACUCCGGACCAAAUUUGCCGCUCGGUUCGCCUAUAAGUUGCCAUAUAGGAAUAAAUCAAUGUGGAACAAUAUUCAACAAUGGAUUUUAUGAGAAUGAUGCGGAUCUUGAAGUUAUGGAAGGAGACCAAGUUAUCAAUACAGCUACAUUUAAAAUUAGUUGUCCGAGGUCUAAAAUAUAUACUAUGCCUAAAGUUCCAAUCGAAGUAGUACGCCCACCCGAACCCAUGGAAAUUAACGCUUACAAUGCCGGUAAAGGGAGUAUGGAUAUAGUGCUCAAAUUUCAAAAAGUUUUUACAGAUAAGGUACAUUUCGGGAGAAAUAGUAAAGAUAUACGUUGCCAGAGAAAUAUCUUACCCAAUAGUGGAAUGGUAGUUAUAGACAAUAUCCCUGAGUCCUGCGGUUUUAGAAAGAAUGGUAAAACCAUGCGUUGUGAUAUGUUCCUGGGUAAUCCAAAAAAGAAAAGUACGCCGUGUUACGUUUUAGAGUGUCCACAAUAGAAGAUUUAAAUGCC